Messenger RNA from Gigantopelta aegis, 1509 nucleotides. Its product is annotated as polyamine oxidase 1-like. The coding region runs from base 1 to 1509 and encodes 502 amino acids. The transcript is spliced from 2 exons. NCBI's taxonomy places the organism in Eukaryota, Metazoa, Mollusca, Gastropoda, Neomphalida, Peltospiridae. The record is from RefSeq and is a predicted model, not a curated record. Gene Ontology annotation, molecular function: oxidoreductase activity.
AUGCCUGGAUGCUGCUACAUGAACGGAAUGACAACUGAAAAUGUUGACGUCAUCAUCCUGGGUGCCGGCGUUGCUGGUCUCACCGCCGCAAAGACGUUGUCAGAAAACAACGUCACCGACUUCGUAAUCCUUGAAGGCAGCGACCGAAUUGGAGGAAGAAUAAAACACGGGUUUAUAGGAUCCACCACCGUUGAGCUGGGUAGUAACUAUAUCGUUGGAACUACGGGAAACCCCGUGUGGGAUCUUGCCUCUGGAUACAAUCUCUCUGGUGUGGUGACAAACUACGACAACGUGACGGUAUUGGACGCAUUUGGAACAGAUGUUACAAACACCGAAGCCGCAGCUGCUUGGGUUAAAUGGAAGAGUGCUAUCGGUGUCCUGGGAAAGAAGUAUUCUGACAUACGAGCUAACAAGAUCGAAGAUAUAGCCGUUGGCGUGGGACUGAAGCUUGGAGGCUGGUAUCCCGAUUCUCCCGUUAAACGAGCAAUACAAUGGUAUGAGAGUGUGGACUUUUCGUUUGCCCAAAUCACCAAUCUGGUUUCACUGAAAGAGCGAAAUAAAUUUCUUCAGCGACUCAUCAUAGACGGGUCUAACAGUGAAUUUUUGGUGAGUGAUCCGAGAGGUUACGUACAUGUAUUUAAUGAAAUGAAAAAUGACUUCUUGGUCAAGGAUGACGUUCGUCUGAAGCUGAAUGAGGUUGUCACGGUAGUAAAAUACGACGACUCGAAGGUGGUCGUCACAACUAGCGCCAACAAGACGUACACCGCGAACUACGCAAUCAUGACAUUUGGCCUCGGGGUCCUGCAACACCGCCUCGUGAAAUUCGAACCAGAGCUGCCAUUAUGGAAAGAAGACAAUCUCUUUAGAAUCAACGUGGGUCACGCUGCAAAUGUACUGGUAGAAUGUUCAGAAGAGGCCAGGGCAUUCUUUAACAAGAAAGCGUACGCAGUGUAUGCAAGCGAGAACUACGGUUUCCAUCCCGUUUGGGUCAACAUGAUGGCUGAUGGCCUGCUUCCAAACACCAGCAACAUCAUUAGCAGCAUGCCGACUGGGGAAGAAGCUCAGAGAGUUGAACGUAUUGGGGAGUCGGCUCUCAAGUCUGAGAUAACCAAACUGUUGCGUGACGUGAACAAGAACCAAAACAUCCCUGAACCAACGACCGUCCUGGUGUCUGACUGGUCCAGAAAUCCACUCUUCAUGGGGUCCAUGGCGAGUCUUCCUUCUGGUUUCUCGGAGGACCGAAUUCAAGCCGUGAAGGCUCCUGUUGGCAGGCUGUAUUUUGCAGGCGAGGCCUACCAUGUGAUGUUUAGAGGGUUUGUCAGAGGGGCCUACUACUCGGGACGGAACCAAGCCAGACUGAUCGUCAAGUGCCGACAGGGAUUGUGUACGAAAUAUGAACCUCCGGAGGGCCAGGAGAACGAGUGUUCGUCAUCUCAGUCCGUUCGGAUUUAUAUUCCGUCGGUCUUCAUACUAGCAUUGUGUACCAUUGCCUCGCACAUUUAUAUUUAA